UCUCCGUCGCAGCCGAGCUGGAACGCAGUAGUUUCUCUCCUACUCCGAAACUGGUUAACCGUGCGUCAUACUUACUCCUUAGGAGGAUGCAUCCUUCGAUCAGCAGCGCCGCGAGCAGAACCGGGAACGAGCUUGUCUAUGCCGUGCCGAUGCUGCAGCCUGGGCCCAAGAACAGGCUCCGCCGCAGUCGUGGCAGAACUUGUACAACUCGACGUGACCAAAUGCGCAAAUUAGCCUUGAGUAGGAAUGGCGCAAAAAGAGUAACAAAUGAAAUGUUGCACAUUUAUGCAACACUGGGCUGAAAUGGUGUAGCCAACAGUUUCUCUAGGGGAAGUUCAAAAGGAUAGAAGGGAAAGCACAUUUAAGAAUACCGCGCAUAAUUUCAGUUUUGCUCUGACAGUCAAAGGUGGCGCCACCGCGCCACAAAAGUUUUUUUUUUUUUAUGAAUUUGUUUGGCGGCCGGCUGAACGCUUGUGUGUUUUUGUCCGUAUUUUACUCCACGCGCUACUUCCGUGACAGAUUUUGACCCGCUCCCAAGGAAAUUGUAUUUGGCAAAUCAGACCGAGAACGAAAUGUCAUCUCAGCGCCAACUUUGAUCACAAGGAAGCGUAGUCAAAGGAGCCCGUUUUUUUUUUUCUGAGCGACGCACCUACUGAACGAGUGGCCGGUGUGGUGUGGUGAUCCAAGCAACGAGAUAUGUUCGUUGUUGUCCGCUGUGAUAUUGGUUUGCAAGUGCAGUGUUGUGUGGUCCGUAUGCUUCUUUUAUAUAUAUAUACGUAUGUAUUGUGCCAUUAGGUGCCUUGGAGUGGACAGAAUCUUCCGAUUCGCUCCAUCCGUUUCAUUCGAUAUGAGUGUUCGCGCGGUGAUUCGCGCACGGCGUUACUCGAAUUGUAGCAAAAAUAUUUCACGGCCGCAACACCGUUCUUCAACGAUUGUCGCCGUCGGUAGCGUGCGCUCCCGUGAAAGUGUCAAGCGGAACCCAUCAACACAUCCCAGCGACUUGCUGCGUCCCUCGCAUUGCUGUGUUCCUCGCAUUUCUGUGCACACCGUACCUUCAGGAAAUGCCAGCGUUACACCCCGGAUAAGACAACCACAGCACAUUACUGCUUCAGCAAGGCGAUCCAGCCCAUCUUUUUCUUUUGAAUUACCUUUAGCUGUGCUUCAUAUGCUUGCAACUGUUUUGGGGAACUUCUGGUCAAACCUUAGCAGUUGCACAGCUGGGUCCUCUACAAGCUUGGAAACUUACAUCACUGAAGACGGAGCUUCAAGCAAGAAAAUAGGGCACUACUGCAACCUUUGCCCCUAUGUCGCAAGGAGUUCACCAACUUUGAGACAACACCUGCUGACUCAUACUGGAGAGAGGCCCUUUGAGUGCACCAUCUGCUUGGCUAGGUUUGCACAAGUGGCAACACUUUCAAAUCACAUGCGCAGACACAGUGGAGAAAAACCGUACCAGUGUGCCAUCUGCCCGUAUAGAUCAGCUAGCAGGAGUUCCAUGUUGUACCACAUCAAAAACCACACUGGUGACAAGCCCUUUGCAUGUAACGAGUGCUCUUAUGUCACCGCAAACAGAACGGAUCUGGUAAAACAUAUUCGCGUCCAUACAGGUGAAAAGCCAUACAAGUGUCAGGAGUGCCCAUACGCUUGCGCCCAAAAAACGCACCUGUACCGGCACAUGUGGCGGCAUACUAAACUGCAGGAUCAAUUUCAGGGCCGUACUUCAUCUGGAAUGUGACGGAGUACAGCAAUGGGAGCCAGAAGAAUUCAAAUUUUCCGUCAGUCAUUAAAGGUGCCCCAGAACACUUUUUGACUGGGGUAAAUAAAUAAACCUGCUUCUUUGCUGGGCAGUGCUGUCCUCA
Molecule: messenger RNA, 1859 nt
Organism: Dermacentor andersoni
Lineage: Eukaryota; Metazoa; Arthropoda; Arachnida; Ixodida; Ixodidae
Source: RefSeq, a predicted model, not a curated record